AUGGAAGAUAAAAGAGAUUUAAAAUGGGAGGAAUUUGAAAGAGUGGAUAUGAGAGUUGGAACAAUAAUCCAAGUUGAUGAUUUCCCAGAAGCAAGAAAACCUGCCUACCAAUUAACCAUUGAUUUUGGUGAAACCAUUGGAAUUCGUAAAUCCUCGGCACAAAUUACAAAGAGAUAUAAUAAAGAAGAUUUAGUAAAUCGUCAAAUUGUUGCCGUUGUAAAUUUUCCAAAGAAACAAAUUGGUAGAAAAUUUAUGUCUGAAUGUUUAGUAUUAGGUGCAUUAGGUAAAGAAGAAGGAGAUGUAAUUUUAUUAUCACCAGAUUCAAAAAUUGAAAAUGGUUUAAAAAUUAGUUAA
Messenger RNA from Dictyostelium discoideum AX4, 354 nucleotides. RefSeq lists its product as hypothetical. NCBI's taxonomy places the organism in Eukaryota, Evosea, Eumycetozoa, Dictyosteliales, Dictyosteliaceae. The transcript has a single exon. The record is from RefSeq and is a predicted model, not a curated record. The coding region runs from base 1 to 354 and encodes 117 amino acids. Gene Ontology annotation, molecular function: RNA binding; tRNA binding.